AUGACUAAAGCAGGCCUACUUCACUUACCAAGACUAUCAGACUCACUGUUGACACAGGCUCUACAGUUUCCAUACUGCCUCAGCAGACUUACGAAGAAUACUUCGGACUGUGGAACCACGGACUGUGGAACCACCGGGACCACAGACUGUGGGACCACAGGCUGUGGAACCACAGACUGUGGAACCACGGACUGUGGAACCACCGGGACCACGGACGGUGUGACCACGUACUGUGGGACCACCGGUACCACGGACUGUGGGACCACGGACUGUGGAACCACCGGGACCACGGACUGUGGAACCACCGGGAUCACGGACUGUGUGACCACGUACUGUGGGACCACCGGUACCACGGACUGUGGGACCACGGACUGUGGAACCACCGGGACCACGGACUGUGGGAACACAGACUGUGGAACCACUGGGACCACGGACUGUGGGACCACCGGAUGUGGAACCACUGGGACCACGGACUGUUGGACCACCGGGACCACAGACUGUGGGACCACGGACUGUGGAACCACGGACUGUGGAACCAACGGGACCACGGACUGUGGGACCACGGAGUGUGGAACCACCGGGACCACAGACUGUGGGACCACCAGGACCACGGACUGUGGGACCACGGACUGUGGAACCACGGACUGUGGAACCACCGGGACCAUGGACUGUGGGACCACGGAGUGUGGAACCACCGGGACCACGGACUGUGGGACCACCAGGACCACGGACUGUGGGACCACGGGCUGUGGAACCACCGGGACCACGGACUGUGGAACCACGGACUGUGGGACCACGGGCUGUGGGACCACGGACUGUGGAACCACGGACUGUGGGACCACGGGCUGUGGAACCACCGGGACCACGGACUGUGGAACCGCGGACUGUGGGACCACGGGCUGUGGAACCACCGGGACCACGGACUGUGGGACCACGGACUGUGGGACCAUGGACUGUGGAACCACCGGGUGUGGAGCCACCGGGACCACGGUUAAUCUCAGUUGA
Austrofundulus limnaeus is the source of this 1005-nucleotide messenger RNA. Its product is annotated as keratin, ultra high-sulfur matrix protein-like. Bases 1 to 1005 code for a protein of 334 amino acids. Lineage: Eukaryota; Metazoa; Chordata; Actinopteri; Cyprinodontiformes; Rivulidae. The record is from RefSeq and is a predicted model, not a curated record. The transcript has 2 exons.